This is a messenger RNA of Glycine soja, 1759 nucleotides long. RefSeq names its product protein JINGUBANG-like. Lineage: Eukaryota; Viridiplantae; Streptophyta; Magnoliopsida; Fabales; Fabaceae. The coding region runs from base 285 to 1634 and encodes 449 amino acids. The record is from RefSeq and is a predicted model, not a curated record. The transcript is spliced from 2 exons. Gene Ontology annotation, molecular function: protein binding.
GUAAACCAGAAACUAAUACUCUGCAUCUAACCAAAAUGUAUGUCCAUGGCCUGCCAAUGUACCAAUGCUCCUCAUUUCUUUAAUGCAUAAAUGUGAACAAUAUACUAUUGAUUUUCAACCAUUGCAAUAAACAUAGUAAUAGCCGGCAUCUACCACCCCUCCAAUUCAUGACCCCAUCACACUUCACACCACACCAACUUCAUUCAUAAGUCAUAACCACCAAGACACACCACUGAUCUUUCUUUUGGUGUUGAAGAAGAGAAGAUCAAUGAUCUACCUGAUCAAUGGACGACUCCAACUCACCUGAUCCCACCGCAUCCUUUGCUUUUAGAUCCACAACCACAACCACAACACCUCAGAGCAACUUCUUGAGAAGCCAUUCUACUAAAGAAACCCCUUUCUCAAACUUCAUUCACUCCCCACCACGCCUCUCUUGUCCCACUCUUUCUCGUAGCCUCCAAAACUCUCCUAUUUCCUCUCCACUUCACCACCGUCAAUUCUCACCCCCUCCCUCUCCUCCUUCUCCCACAAAACUCUCUGAUUCUGAACCUCAAACCACUUACCACUGUGCCUCUUCAGUCCUCAGAAACGAUGGACAGAUCCUCUCCAUUGCCCUGUCAUCAAAUGGUUUGGUCUACACUGGCUCUGACUCAAACCUUGUGAGGGUGUGGAAGCUCCCUGAGUUCACCGAAUGUGGACAACUCAGGACCAAGGCUUGCAGGGUGGUGGCCCUCGAAGUGUCCAAUGACACGGUUUAUGCAGCAUAUGGUGAUGGCAAAAUAAGGGUAUGGAGAAGAACUUGGGAUAAGGUGUUGAAGCAUGUUCGGUUGGCUACCAUCCCAAAGACACUCGGCUAUGUUCGCAGCUACAUCGCCGGCAAAGACAAGACAAUGCACAAGGGGCUAAUCACGGCAAUGGCAAUAAACACAGCAGAGGACAUUCUAUACACAGCUUCCCUGGACAAAACGGUGAAAGUGUGGAGAAUCUCAGACCUGAAGUGCAUAGAGACCAUCAAGGCACACACUGAGCCAAUCAACGCCAUCAUAGUGGCAGAUGAUGGAGUCCUCUACACAGCCUCAGAUGAUGCCACGGUGAGAGUUUGGCGUAGAAAUUUUUGCAGCCAUGACCAGCCUCAUUCUCUGACAGUAACAUUACACGCCAAGUACUCACCAGUGAAGGCCUUAACACUAACAGCAGAUGCGGCUGGAAUUCUAUACGGAGGCUGCACUGAUGGCUACAUACACUACUGGCUCAAGGGUUGGUUUGCGGGGCAGUUACAGUAUGGAGGGUCAAUCCAAGGGCACACACAUGCAGUGAUGUGUCUGGCAAGUGUGGCCAAAUAUGUAGUUAGUGGCUCAGCGGACUCAACGAGCAGGGUUUGGGCUAGAGAACAGGAUGGGCAGCACACGUGUCUGGCAGUUCUGGUGGGUCAUAGAGGGCCAAUUAGGUGCGUGACAGCAUUCCUAGGAGGGAGAUUGCUGGAAGAUAAUGAAGAGAGUUGCACCAUUUGCACUGGGAGCCUUGAUGGGGUCUUCAAGGUUUGGCGUGUCACUCAUAAGAAUCUUAGUAAUCAGACCUCAUCCCCACCUGGGUCUGGGGCCAAGUACUUUGAACUCUACAAGGGACUUUCAUGAUUUUACUUGUAUACUUUUUCUUUGCAAUUUGCAUUCUUCACUAGUAGUCAUCAUCACUCUCUUUUAACAUAAAUUGUUAGUUUGGAAUUUUUGUACAGCCAUUAAGAAGUAAUUGGAUAUUUUUA